Lethenteron reissneri (Far Eastern brook lamprey) is the source of this 5813-nucleotide messenger RNA. Its product is annotated as endophilin-A3-like. Gene Ontology annotation, molecular function: protein binding. The record is from RefSeq and is a predicted model, not a curated record. Lineage: Eukaryota; Metazoa; Chordata; Hyperoartia; Petromyzontiformes; Petromyzontidae. Gene Ontology annotation, cellular component: cytoplasm; presynapse; glutamatergic synapse. Gene Ontology annotation, biological process: synaptic vesicle uncoating.
GCUUCCCCGGCGCGGUGACGUCACGGCCAGGAUCCGCGCCGCAGCGCUGAGCUCAGUCCUCCUCCUCUUCACCACCACCAUCAUCAUCCUCCUCCUCGUCGUCGUCGCCAAUUAGAACGAUUACAAGCUGCAGUAGCAGCCUGCUCUCACGACGUGGUUGGCGGUGGUGGUGGUGGCGGUGGUGGUUGGCCGGGGCCCGUCCGUCCCGCGUGCUCCUUUCGUCUCCUCCGCCGCCGUCAACCGCCGCCGCUGCCGCUGUUGUUGCUGCUGUUGCCGCUGCUGUUGUUGCUGCUCUUGUUGCUGCUGUUGUUGCCGCCGCUGCUGUUGUCGCUGCUGUUGUUGCCGCUGCUGCUGUUGUCGCUGCUGUUGUUGCCGCUCUUGUUGCUGCUGUUGUUGUCGCUGUCGGCGUUGCGGGCUCGAGGUUCGAGGCUGGCGCCAUGUCCGUGGCGGGGCUCAAGAAGCAGUUCCACAAGGCGAGCCAGUUUGUUAGCGAGAAGGUGGGCGGAGCGGAGGGGACGAAGCUCGACGAUGACUUCCUGGAGAUGGAAAAGAAAAUUGACACAACCCAGAAGGCAGUGGUGGACAUUGUCACCAAGACUCAGGAGUACCUGCAGCCCAACCCAGCGUCGCGCGCCAAGCUCGGGAUGCUGAACACCAUGUCCAAGAUCCGCGGCCAGGUCAAGUCCACGGGAUACCCGCAGCCGGAGGGCACGCUCGGGGAGUGCAUGGUGAAGUACGGACAGGACCUGGGCGAGGAGUCCAACUUCGGCCAGGCCCUUGUGGACGUGGGCGAGUCGUACAAGGAGAUGGCGGAGGUGAAGGACGGCCUGGACAUCGGCGUCAAGCAGAACUUCAUCGACCCCCUGCAGGGCCUGCAGGAGAAGGAGCUCCGGGAGAUCGGGCAACACCUCAAGAAGCUGGAGGGGCGGCGCCUCGACUUUGACUACAAGAAGAAGCGCCAGGGCAAGAUCCUGGAGGAGGACAUCCGCCAGUCGGCCGAGAAGUUCGAGGAGUCCAAGGAGGUGGCCGAGAGCAGCAUGUUCAACCUCUUGGAGAGCGACGUGGAGCAGGUGAGCCAGCUGGCGGCGCUGGUGGAGGCUCAGCUGGAGUACCACCAGCAGUCCGCCGUCAUCCUCGUGCAGCUCCACCAGAAGCUGCAGCGCCGGAUAAGCGAGACGUCGGAUCGGCCGAGGCGAGAGUUCAAGCCCAAGCCCGUGUUCGCGCCCUGCGACCUCCAGGAGAACAGCCAGCAGAACGGCGGCGUCAGCGCCGCCUCCUACGCCUCCUCCUCCGCUCGCUCCUCCAAGUCCUCAGACUCCUCUCCGAGGCUCAGCCAAUCGGGGAACUUUAGCUGGUCGCAAGAGAUUCAGACCCUGGCGGCGCCCAUGGACCAGCCGUGCUGCAAGGCGCUGUUCGACUUCGACCCCGAAAACGACGGGGAGCUGGGCUUCAAGGAGGGCGACGUCAUCACGCUCACCAACCAGAUCGACGACAACUGGUACGAGGGCAUGAUCCACGGCCAGUCGGGAUUCUUCCCCAUCAACUACGUCGAGGUGCUCGUGCCACUGCCGCAGUGACCGUCGGGGGAGCGCCCCGGAGCUCCCCUUCCCCGCACCCCCCCCCCCACCUCCUUCCCCUCCGCCUACCCCAACCCCCCAUUUCCCCGUCACGGCAUCGGCCACUUGGCGCCGGCUCGCUCGAUGGUAGCGCAGGGGGCGGAUUCGGCGUGCCGAGGGGGACGCCGGCGGGAGCGCAGGGGAAGCGGCAGAUAGUUAACGGGGCAACGGUGUCCGCAGAGGUGUAGCGGUGCACGCGUACGGCGCAGACCGGGAGGCAACGCGGCGCUUAGCAAAGGCCCGUUGCAGAUUGUCGCUCCCGCGAAGAACACUUUGCCGAGCGUCAAGUGCCCUAUCUCCAAAAGUGCCCUGAAGCAGGCCGCGUAGGGAUCCGUUACUGAGAAGUGUUACUGCCGUUAUGUUCGACGCGGCGUCGGAGAGGGAAGAGCGGUGUAUCUCGUCCGUCUCAGCGCAUCUAAAAGGAGCGAGAAAAAAAAUAUUUGUAAGUUGACGACGUUUGUCGUUCGACGUACGCCUCGUGGAACGGUUUGUGACUCCCGUGUACGGCACCCCCACCCCCCCUCCUCCUCCCCCGUGGGAUCCGCACCUGCUCGGCGAUUGAUUGGUCGGUGGCAUCUUAACAUGCGCAGAGGUUGUGGCAUUGUUGGCGCCGGCGGCACAGAGCGUGGCCGCCAUCCCCGCUCGUCCGUGACUCCUCCCCCCCGGUCGUCGUUCUCUCUGCGAGAGCGAGCGAAUGCCGCGCGGCGCACGUUACAAGUUGAGCUCAUUGUUAUUGGCGGCACAAACCCCGCGACCCGAACAAAGCCGUUUACAUAACUGCCGGAGUCUGUUUUCGCGGUUGUGCCUCUGCAUCGCGAUUUCGUGCGUUUUUUUUUGUUUUUCCGGUUGUGCUGCCGCGUAGCUCCCCGAUCUGUUUUUCGGCGGUUGUGCCGCUGUGCGUUGUUCGGCAACGACGCCCGACGUUUACAUUUCCUGAAGAAGCUGCCGGGGCGUGGAGCGAAACGUUGGGCGUAGCGCAGGGAGACGCACGCCGCGACCCCAACAAAACACGCGGGAGAGGCCAAACACGGUCGCUUGUUUUCUGUGAGCGCGUGCGACGCACGGCGUUGUCGCGUUUGGUUUGUUGUCCUUCCCCCGCACCUCUGACGAGCACGCUCGGCUACGUACGGUGCGAAAGAAGUUCACCGUAUGUAUGUACAGCGACGCCCCGUGCGUGGUUUUGUGAAGCGCUUUGUACUGUAGCCUUGUACAUGAUAUUUUCACCGGUCGUGCUGUACGGCUCUCCGUUGCGUUGUCGGUUUGUGCCGCGUGUUGAUCGGCGCCGUGUCCCACGUUUCGCUGCACGCGACAGGAGCUUCUUCAGGAGCUGACUUGAACGGCCCACUCUCUCUCUUGGUUCUGUAGUAGAGUGGCUCCGCCGCCGUUGCUGCUGCUGUUGUUGUUGAGUCUUGACACCGUUUCUCUGAGCCCGCUGAACGACACAAAGAUAACAUCGACCGGGCCUUUGUCCAAUCGGCGUCAAGAUCCAACAACGGCACCGUGCGGCAGACGCUCUCCUGUCGAGAGAAGAAGCGAGCUUGCUCAGUUGGGUUGCUGACGAAGGCCCCCGGCACACGGAGCGGAACGUCGGACAACGUCCGAGCAGCACGCGGUACAACACGAAGCGCGUGGGGGAGAGCUUUAUCCACCCUCAUUUCAUUUCCUUCACCCCGUCCCCCACACCCCCACGGACUUUAUCGCCGCGAACUUGCCGUUGGGGCUCAGCUUGGGGUGAGAGUUUACAGAGCCCCGUUGCCGCGUGGUGGUGGUGGUGGUGGCCUGUCGCGUCCGCGUGUCUACGUCGCGUGCCUGCGUGCUCCCCACACACUCCCAGCCGUGCAUGUUUUUGUGCUGGAAGUGGUGGGGGGGUCCGUUCCGUGCUCGUCGAAAGCGAUCAAACUAAAGGAAAAACCGCCCGAGCCUCGGACCUGGGCAGCCAUCGCUGUCUGAGUAUUAUUAUUAUUAAUGUUGUAAACCAAUUGGCAACUUUGCACAAGAUGUUUGCUGACCCCCAUUCAUUUUUCUCCCAACCCGGAUAUUAUUACUGUUGAGUGGUGAACGUUAUUUACGCUGGCAAGCUACCAUUGCAGCAAUUCCAAACGUUCCACGGGAGUCUACGGACUUUGGUUUGCAUAAAAGCAACUACACACAGAAGAAAAGAGAUGAUGUACGUUGCAUCUUAAAGUACAGAAGAUGGAAUGUGUUAUAUCAUAUAGGUGCUGAGACACAAGAAUUAGAUGUGAUUAAACAGCCCGAUUGGCACUGCCGAUCGUGUUGACAGGCUCGGACGCAAGAGACGGUGACGCUGAGAGAUUUGGGACCACGUUACGGACCAAUUCGUCGACGGAAGUGCAAUUCGGUUUUGCCAUUUCAAGCAGACAUCGAGCGUUCUACGUUGCCUCGAUGUGCAUGAGUAUGGGCCACACUGACCAGAAACCCGGAAGCCCCGCGCUUGAAUAUCAGAGACCAGCGUCCACACGCCCUGAAGUGUACCGCUCACUCUGUGUGUCCACACGCCCUGAGGUGUCCACACGCCCUCAAGUGUACCGCUCACUGUGUGUGUCCACACACCCUGGAGUGUACCGCUCACUGUGUGUGUCCACACACCCUGGAGUGUACCGCUCACUGUGUGUGUCCACACGCCCUGGAGUGUACCGCUCACUGUGUCCACACGCCCUGAGGUGUACCGCUCACUGUGUGUCCACACACCCUGGAGUGUACCGCUCACUGUGUGUUCACACGCCCUGAGGUGUACCGCUCACUCUGUGUGUGUCCACACACCCUGGAGUGUACCGCUCACUCUGUGUGUGUCCACACACCCUGGAGUGUACCGCUCACUCUGUGUGUGUGCACACGCCCUGGAGUGUACCGCUCACUCUGUGUGUCCACACGCCCUGGAGUGUACCACUCACUGUGUGUGUGCACACGCCCUGGAGUGUACCGCUCACUGUGUGUGUCCACACACUCUGGAGUGUACCGCUCACUGUGUGUGUCCACACACCCUGGAGUGUACCGCUCACUCUGUGUGUGUCCACACGCCCUGGAGUGUACCGCUCACUGUGUGUGUCCACACACCCUGGAGUGUACCACUCACUGUGUGUGUGCACACGCCCUGGAGUGUACCGCUCACUGUGUGUGUCCACACGCCCUGGAGUGUACCGCUCACUGUGUGUGUGUCCACACGCCCUGGAGUGUACCACUCACUGUGUGUGUCCACACGCCCUGGAGUGUACCACUCACUGUGUGUGUCCACACGCCCUGGAGUGUACCACUCACUGUGUGUGUCCACACGCCCUGGAGUGUACCGCUCACUGUGUGUGUCCACACGCCCUGGAGUGUACCGGUCACUGUGUGUGUCCACACACCCUGGAGUGUACCGGUCACUGUGUGUGUCCACACACCCUGGAGUGUACCGGUCACUGUGUGUGUCCACUCGCCCUGAGGUGUACCGGUCACUGUGUGUGUCCACACGCCCUGGAGUGUACCGCUCACUGUGUGUGUCCACACACCCUGGAGUGUACCGGUCACUGUGUGUGUCCACACGCCCUGGAGUGUACCGCUCACUGUGUGUGUCCACUCGCCCUGAGGUGUACCGGUCACUGUGUGUGUCCACACGCCCUGGAGUGUACCGCUCACUGUGUGUGUCCACACGCCCUGGAGUGUACCGGUCACUGUGUGUGUCCACUCGCCCUGAGGUGUACCGGUCACUCGCGCUAACAGCUGUGCCCGUGAUGUCUCCUCGUGUUGAUCUUAAGGCUUCGGAGUCUCAGCCCACAAGGAUAAUUGGCAUUGUACUGAAUGUUGUUUAACCACUGGUUAAUUAUGACUCCCGAUAGAGUGUAUGAGCUCUUUAUAUUUUUGCACAUUCCUGCUUGCGAGGUCACUUAUUCCUUCCCGUGUAGACCUAUGUUGCUGUAGUGGUCGUCCUGAUUGCUUUGUGAGAGCCGUAAAUCUUCAUGCCUCAAUAGACAUUUUUAUAAUGUAGAGAAAUGCACAUCUGUGACCGGCGGAUACUAUAUGUAUAUGUUUUACUAUACGAGAUGUAUUUUACAUGUUAAGUGGUUCAGUGAAUUGCCUUAACAUUCCCUGCCCUGUGUCCUGUAGCGUGGUGAUGUGGUGCAUUGAGAUGUUGAUGCACAGGUGGCAUUGUUUCAAAAGUAUUGCGUAAAUAAAUCUAUCGUGGUGGGGGUUACAGCU